UGACGUUUGAGGUGUAACUGCUGAUUCCAUAGUGAUACAUAGAUUUUAAUUCACAGAAAACUCGUGAAGAAGGUAAACUCACUGUAGGAAACUCAACCAGAGGCCAGUGGGAUAAAUGAGACAUGCAGACAGAGAAGGAGGAUGAGGAGGAAACUAAUCCUGAACAGUUCAUCGCUUUGUCGGAUUUUUCUGGAGGCGGGAGUGACCAGCUCAGUUUCCACAAAGGGGACAGGCUGCUGGUCCACGCCAAGCCGUCUGCGGAGUGGUGGUGGGCAGAGCUGCAGGGGGACAUAGGGUAUGUCCCGGCCACGUACCUGCACCAGGGCACGGAGGGGGAGGAAGAGGAGGAGGAGGAGGAGGAGGAAGAGGAGGAGGACACUUCUCUGGAAGACCCCUGGCAGGAUGAGGAGUACUUCGGCAGCUACGGGACACUGAGACUUCACUUGGAGAUGUUGUCGGACAAAAGCCGCACUGAGGCGUAUCGACAGGUGAUUCUCAGUAACAGUGCGUCUUUGAGGAAUAAGGUGGUGAUGGACCUCGGCUGUGGGACAGGAAUCAUCAGCCUGUUCUGCGCUCAGCUGUCUCAACCCUCUGUGGUGUACGCUGUGGAGGCGAGCUCCAUGGCGUUGUACACCAGACAGCUGGUGAAGCAGAACGGCUGCGACGCUGUGGUCACAGUUCUCCAGGGCCGAGCUGAGGAGAUGGAGUUGCCUGAGCAGGUGGACGUCCUGGUGUCUGAGUGGAUGGGCAACUGCCUGCUGUUCGAGUUCAUGGUGGAGUCGGUCCUUCUGGCCAGGGACCGCUGGCUGAGGGAAGGGGGUGUGAUGUGGCCCUCGUCUGCCGCCCUCACCUUGGUUCCGUGUCAGGCCGACAGUUACUAUGCAGAGAAAAUGGCUUUCUGGGAGCGACCUUAUGGCCUGGACUUCACCCCUCUACAGCCUUUGGCACAGCAGGAGUUCUUCACUAAACCAAAGUUCAGCCACCUCAUCGAGCCCAAAGACUGCCUCGCCACCCCCUCUGAUGUCAUCUGCCUGGACAUGUACACAUUGCAAGUCCAGGACCUAGAGGAAAUCAAAGGACAGUUUCAUUUCUGUGUGGAGAGGUCUGGUGUUUUCCAUGGAUUCACCGCCUGGUUCACUGUUCAUUUUGAGAGUCUUAAAACCGGGGGUGCAGCAGUGGAGCUCAACACAGGACCCAACUCUGAGCCGACACACUGGAAGCAGACGCUGUUCAUGUUAGACCGGCCGGUCAGUGUCUGUGUCGGGGACUCCAUUAGCGGAACCAUUGUUCUGCGCCGGAACCCGGUCUGGAGACGUCACAUGACCGUAGCCCUGCACUGGAACGUUAACAGCAGCACAGAGGAAACAGACAACUGCAAGGUCGGGACAAAGAUCUUCCCCAUGUGGAGGUGACAGCUAAUCAUCAGAGACGAUGACCACAAACACACGCGUAUGUCGACACGUCCUCUUGAGUUUAGGGUCAGCGAGGUAUCAGCUGUGAGCUGCUGCUGACCUUGAAUGAAGUGUGAUUUUUCGUACAGGGUUGAAUGUGUCCAUCACAGGAGGCUCAUCUGGCUGGACUGUUGUGAGGCCUAAUGAGGACAAGCCCAGGUGAUGAAACACACCAUGAACCAUGUCAUUACAGAGGAGUUACACACUAGGAACCAACUGUGGAGCAUCUAAAUUUCACCUUUUUCAAUAUGCUACAACAGGUACAAACAGCUAAAACAAAGUGUUUACACAAGGUACAUGUUGCCUUAAGGUGCGUAAUUAGUUCUAUAUAACAUAAUUAACAUUGUACUUCACACCAGUGAUCUACAUGCUAAUAGAUCUAUGUGGAUUUAAGGACAAAAAACUGAUAGCUUAUUACUUACAAGUCAUAUGUAUAACCUAACAGUUAUUCAUAUCUAAUCCUUUCAUUCUACACUCAAAAGUUAAUAGCACUUAAACACAAAAUAUUUUUAAAAUAAUGUGGCAGUCAUUAUUACAGAGAUGCAUUCACAUUAAUAUUUGUUUUAAAUAGCAUUAACUGUACAAUUAUUAAACUCGUGUUUGUACUUUG
Messenger RNA from Sphaeramia orbicularis (orbiculate cardinalfish), 2061 nucleotides. RefSeq names its product protein arginine methyltransferase 2 (gene prmt2). The record is from RefSeq and is a predicted model, not a curated record. Bases 123 to 1412 code for a protein of 429 amino acids. The transcript has 9 exons. Gene Ontology annotation, cellular component: nucleus. Gene Ontology annotation, biological process: chromatin remodeling; peptidyl-arginine methylation, to asymmetrical-dimethyl arginine. Gene Ontology annotation, molecular function: protein binding; protein-arginine N-methyltransferase activity; histone methyltransferase activity. Lineage: Eukaryota; Metazoa; Chordata; Actinopteri; Kurtiformes; Apogonidae.